Molecule: messenger RNA, 177 nt
Organism: Dictyostelium discoideum AX4
Lineage: Eukaryota; Evosea; Eumycetozoa; Dictyosteliales; Dictyosteliaceae
Exons: 1
Coding region: 1-177 (58 amino acids)
Source: RefSeq, a predicted model, not a curated record
AUGUCAUCUAGUGCUGCCAUUGAGCUGAAUUGUGUUUGCCAUACUGGCCCUACAAAUUUAAUCCAAGGUGCUCAAAAACCAAAUAUCAAUCCACAAGACAACGAAUAUUUAGAUUCGGUGACUGAACGCUCACAACAAGCAAAAAAAAAAAAAAACAUCUGCAGAAGGAUUUGUUAG